This is a messenger RNA of Colletotrichum chrysophilum, 1563 nucleotides long. RefSeq lists its product as uncharacterized. The record is from RefSeq and is a predicted model, not a curated record. Lineage: Eukaryota; Fungi; Ascomycota; Sordariomycetes; Glomerellales; Glomerellaceae. The transcript is spliced from 3 exons. Bases 1 to 1563 code for a protein of 520 amino acids.
AUGGCCAGCACCCCGGGAACCGCCCCGACCCCCGACGUCCGCCACCACGGCCCCGGCUCUUCGGCCACGGUCUCCUCCUCACGGCUCAAGAAGAGGGAGGCCGACCGCAAGGCGCAGCGCAUCGCGCGCGAAAAGACGAAGAACCGUAUCGCGCACCUCGAGGGCCUGGUCGCGGAGCUGAGCCGCAAGGAGGACAACGCGACGACGGUGGCGCUGAUGACGCAGCUGGCGAGGGUCACGGAGCAGAGAAACAGGCUGAUGAGCUGCAUGGAGGGGGCGUCGGCUUCGUUUGUAAGGCAUCUGGUGGAGGUGAAGGAGAGUGAAGACGGGAAGUGGGAUGGGGUAGGUGGUGAUGGUGUGAGCUUGUUGGAGCCGUCGAGCAUGGAGUACUUGAGCACGCCUGCUGCGAUUCCCAUCCCGACGACGCCCCAGGAUCAUAUCGACGAAAGGCAAACUCAUAAUAUCGAGAAAGAUGUGAACAGCCUCGUGGACGCCUCCGCACUCGACGUCAGCAACUUCUGGAUCGACGAGUCCUUUCCAAUGGAGCUGCCAACAGCACCCUCAAUACCCAAAGUCCCAUCACCAGCUCCUCCACCAGCCGCCCCCUCUACGAUCAAAUUCUCAGUCAAGUCAGAAUGCAGCUGUACCUCAACCUCCCGCACGCGCCGCCUCUCUGACGGCUCCCUUGUCUCCCACAACUGCUGGAAAGCCGGCAACGAGAUCCUCAAGGAGCCUUUUCCCCUGACCAAGGCGAUGCUUGAGCUGGAGUACCAGGUCAGCGAGGACAUCCCCGUCCACGCGGUCCUCCACGGCUGGGACAGCCUGUCCCAGACGGGGCGGAUGACGCCGCUGUGGAACAAGGUGCGGCAGCUCGACGAGCUCUGCUUCGCAGGGUGCGGGCCGCCAGAGCGGCUGGCCGUGCUGUUCAUGAUUCACCUCCUGAUGCGGGCUUACACGGAUCCGACGCCGGCGAAGAGCGAGGUCGUGCCGCGAUGGUAUCUCAAGUCACAACUCCAACAACUAUCCCCCGAGCACGACCCCUCGGCGGACUACUUCACCUGGCCCGCGCUGCGCUACCGCUUCGCCACGACGCCGCACCCGUACUGCCACAACAACACCUUCUGGCACAUGUUCCGCGAGCACCUGCGCAUCGCGUGGCCGUUCGACUUCCGCGACUGCUACGUGCGCAACGUGCACCGCGGCACGUACGCCCUCUCACCGCUGUUCAAAGACCGCCUGCGCGAUCUACGCGCGUGGACGAUGGAGCCGGAUUUCUUUGCGCAGUACCCCGAGCUCAGGCAGGAUGUGCCGCAGUACCCUGGGCAGCCGUCGCCAGGGCCGCUGCAUGUAUCGCCGCCUGGAGGGGUUGGGGCGUUGAUGCAAGGUGAUGUGCCGGCUGGGGAGAAGGGCGAAGAGGGUGGGAAAGGUGGAGGGGCACGGGAUGACGAGGAUGAGGGGGAGAUGUUCAUGGGUGAUCUUGGGAUCGAGACGAAUCCUGAGUUUCUGUUCUUUCAGGAUGCGUUUCUGAAUGGGAGCACGGCGAAGGAGUACGGGUGUACCUAG